AUGGCGCCGAAGCAGGACCCGAAGCCUAAAUUCCAGGAGGGUGAGCAAGUGCUGUGCUUUCAUGGGCCCCUGCUUUAUGAAGCAAAGUGUGUAAAGGUUGCCAUAAAAGACAAACAAGUGAAAUACUUUAUACAUUACAGUGGCUGGAAUAAAAACUGGGAUGAAUGGGUUCCAGAAAGCAGAGUACUCAAAUACGUGGACACCAAUCUGCAGAAACAGAGAGAACUUCAAAAAGCCAAUCAGGAGCAGUACGCAGAGGGGAAGAUGAGAGGGGCUACCCCAGGAAAGAAGACAUCUGGUCUGCAGCAGAAAAAUGUUGAAGUGAAAACAAAAAAGAACAAACAGAAAACACCUGGAAAUGGAGAUGGUGGCAGCACCAGUGAAACACCUCAGCCUCCUCGGAAGAAAAGGGCCCGAGUAGAUCCUACUGUUGAAAAUGAGGAAACAUUCAUGAACAGAGUUGAAGUUAAAGUAAAGAUUCCUGAAGAACUAAAACCAUGGCUUGUUGAUGACUGGGACUUAAUUACUAGGCAAAAACAGCUCUUUUAUCUUCCUGCUAAGAAGAAUGUGGAUUCCAUUCUAGAGGAUUAUGCAAAUUAUAAAAAAUCACGAGGAAACACAGAUAAUAAGGAAUAUGCUGUUAAUGAAGUUGUGGCAGGGAUAAAAGAAUACUUCAAUGUAAUGUUGGGCACUCAGCUGCUCUACAAAUUUGAGAGACCACAGUAUGCUGAAAUCCUUGCAGAUCACCCUGAUGCACCCAUGUCCCAGGUGUAUGGAGCGCCACAUCUACUGAGAUUAUUUGUACGAAUUGGAGCAAUGUUGGCCUAUACACCUCUGGAUGAGAAGAGCCUUGCUUUAUUACUGAACUAUCUUCAUGAUUUCCUAAAGUAUCUGGCAAAGAAUUCUGCAACUUUGUUUAGUGCCAGUGAUUAUGAAGUGGCUCCUCCUGAGUACCAUCGGAAAGCUGUGUGAGACUGCUGACACACACUUACGUUUGAACCUCUGUUAACAAGUUUUUGUUCCUAGUCCUCUUGUACAAAUGAUGUACUUUGAAAAUGUUAGUGUAUAACAGAAUUGAUGUAUGUUUGUUUCUGUUUAAUUUUAAACAGAAAAUAAAAGGGGUUAUUCUCCU
This is a messenger RNA of Choloepus didactylus (southern two-toed sloth), 1132 nucleotides long. RefSeq names its product mortality factor 4-like protein 1. The transcript has a single exon. Gene Ontology annotation, biological process: chromatin organization; regulation of DNA-templated transcription. Gene Ontology annotation, cellular component: NuA4 histone acetyltransferase complex; nucleus. Lineage: Eukaryota; Metazoa; Chordata; Mammalia; Pilosa; Megalonychidae. Bases 1 to 972 code for a protein of 323 amino acids. The record is from RefSeq and is a predicted model, not a curated record.